CCAUAUCGUUAACCUCAGUUACUUCAUCAUUCUUGUUUGCACUCGAUGCCCAGCCGCCGAAUGUCUGGAUGUUGUUCUUGUUGUUGAUCGGACUUUUUGUCGCCUUAGUUGCCACAUUUUAUGCUCGAAAACUUGAGGAAUUGGAUUCAAGAAAUAGAGAGAUAUUUGAUAUAAAACAGGCGAGCGACUCAAAUCAGGAGCCAUCAUCAGUGUUAUUUGUGACAAGUCACCCAGAUGAUGAAUGUAUGUUCUUCGGACCAACUUUGAAUUAUUUGGUCAAGAAGAAUUUAACUGUGCAUAUCUUGUGUCUUUCAACAGGUAAUUAUUACGGUCUCGGUGAGACGAGGAGAGUUGAACUCUUGAACAGUUGCCUCAAGCUUGGCAUCACUCCUUCACAAGUUCACCAACUGGAUCAAUUUCCAGACAAUUUGAAAGAUUUUUGGGCAGAAAAAGAGGUUGCCACAACGAUUGAUAAAUUUGUGAACUUGACAAAAGCAAAAGCAAUUUUUACCUUUGAUGAAGGUGGAGUUAGUUGUCAUCCAAAUCACAUUUCUGCUUGUAAAGGAGCUUUAGCUAUCAAAUCUUCAAUUCCUGUCUUCAAAUUAACCACUGUCAAUACUAUAAGGAAGUAUAUUCAAGUUCUGGACAUUUUACCUUCAUCCACCAAUGAGUACCUGAUCGUCUCUGGAAGCAGGGGUUAUAGGUCAACAUAUAAUGCAAUGCUCUGUCACAAGUCGCAACUUGCCUGGUUUAGAAGAUUGUACAUGAUAUUUUCAAGAUAUAUGUUUAUUAAUACUUGGACAAAAGUCGAGAGAUCGUAACACCCUCUAGUUAUGGGUCUGUGCAGAAAUAUUAGAAGAUCGUGGUGGAUGUUUCUUGUUACUGUUCUACUAUCGGUGAUAAUGUUUCUA
Messenger RNA from Styela clava, 911 nucleotides. Its product is annotated as N-acetylglucosaminyl-phosphatidylinositol de-N-acetylase-like. Gene Ontology annotation, molecular function: N-acetylglucosaminylphosphatidylinositol deacetylase activity. NCBI's taxonomy places the organism in Eukaryota, Metazoa, Chordata, Ascidiacea, Stolidobranchia, Styelidae. The record is from RefSeq and is a predicted model, not a curated record. Gene Ontology annotation, cellular component: endoplasmic reticulum.